Neolamprologus brichardi is the source of this 3552-nucleotide messenger RNA. Its product is annotated as guanine nucleotide-binding protein G(s) subunit alpha-like. Lineage: Eukaryota; Metazoa; Chordata; Actinopteri; Cichliformes; Cichlidae. The record is from RefSeq and is a predicted model, not a curated record. Gene Ontology annotation, biological process: adenylate cyclase-activating dopamine receptor signaling pathway; sensory perception of chemical stimulus. Gene Ontology annotation, cellular component: heterotrimeric G-protein complex; cytoplasm. Gene Ontology annotation, molecular function: ionotropic glutamate receptor binding; beta-2 adrenergic receptor binding; G-protein beta/gamma-subunit complex binding.
GAAAACUUGACCACGGUUCUUCGUUCCCAGGGUUCCGUGAGAGCCGUUUGCCCCACCCCGCCUCUACAACGCUAUCUAUCUCAAUGUUCAAUUCUCAGAGAAAAAAAAAGGUGGGCAAAAAUAAUUCAGGGUAACACAGCAAAGAAACGAGUCUCACCUCCCCGACCGGUUCAUCGGAGCAACCGCGGCCUGUCGGCGGUUAAAAAUGACAGCGUCGCCGUUGGACCAGUGAUUGAAAACACCGCGGUAUGUUCAUGUAUCAUGCACAUGUAACCAUAAUCUACCAUACGGAUUCAAAGGGAAUACAAAAAUCCGAGAGACUUGACAGCGCCUUGUACCUGCGCCAAACGGGAAAAUAACGGAGGAUUUUCCACGAAUAUCACCUGGAUAUCGCGCUAUAUUCAAGGACAUCCAGCUGCCAAACACCGCCUUAGCUCGGCCCCGGAGAAGCUUUCUGAUGUGAGGAGAAAUAUAAAUUGACGUUACGGAGAGAAAAAGGACGGAGAAGGGGCCUUGUUUCUUUCCCCCCUUUUUUUCUUUUCUUUUUUCUUUUUCAUUUUUUCUUUUCUUUGGGGGGUGGGGGGGUUCUCGUGAAACCUCAGGAAAAAAAAGCCAAGCACCAGCAUCUACUUACGGGGGAGAGGAAAUAAUUUGGACAUCGGCUAAAAACUGGAUCUUAUUGAUAAGGCUCCUAUAUAUAAUGUGACUGUUGUGGUGGAGACAGAAGCCCGGGUUGUAGCCUGAUGAUUCACAUGCCGUCAUUUUAAGAGAAAAUAUUUAUUUUUUAAUUUCUCCCCAUCCGCCCUGUUAAUGUGCUUUUUUUUCCCUGGCCAGCCUGAGAUAGGAUUUCAAAUAAUAACCUGAAAUUAUAUUUAAAGGGAGAGUCGAUGGAAAAAAAGAAAACGGGGCUCUUUUUGGUUGUGAGUGGAAAUGAAUUGAACGGCAGAAUAGUGAGGCAUCUGCCAAAGAUGGGCUCCGGAGGAGACAUUUGCUGAGGAAGAUUUAACAUCAAAGCUUGAGAAAAUAUACAUACGUGUAUAUUUAAAACAAAGGAGGAAAAGAAGGGGGGUUUAAAAAAACACCUUUAAGGAAGCUGGACCCCACCACCAGCACCAUCGCCACCUCUAGACGCUCAUUCAUGUGCAGCCAGAAGCUGGAAAUUUUACAUCCACUCUCAUAUCAAUGUUGAUGACUUCAUUGCGGAUUUACAGUGGGGGGAAAAAAUACAGGAAUCAAGCAUCUGAGAAGGGCGGCAUCGUAGCUCUGCUCCUUUCUGACUGAUCUGUUGCUGAUAAAUUGCCAGUAAAUAUCCACACCCCCCCCACCCCAUCCCCUCCUCCACACAUACACAUUGUGCCAAAGCCUGGUGAAGCUCACUGUCUACUACCUGGCGUCUACUUCUUCUGCAUCUGGCAAAAUACAUGUCACCCAUUUUGAGCCAGGUGUUCCUCUCUUGGGCCAGUCUAGGAAUUUGGGAUUGAUUAAAAAAAAAAUCCUCUCUUUUCUGAUCAUCACCCUCUUCUUUCACCCACCUACCCCAACCAUAUCAACCGCCCUGCCUCCAAACCCCGAACCUGCAACUGGGUUUUUGGGAAGAUGGGCUGCCUUGGCAAUAGUAAGACUGAAGACCAACGAAAUGAGGAGAAGGCACAGAGGGAAGCCAACAAAAAGAUUGAGAAGCAGCUCCAAAAAGACAAACAGAUAUACCGGGCAACUCACCGGCUACUGCUGUUGGGGGCUGGUGAAUCCGGGAAAAGCACGAUAGUCAAACAGAUGCGAAUAUUGCACGUUAAUGGCUUCAACGCAGAGGAGAAAAAACAGAAAAUUCAUGAUAUUAAAAACAACAUUAAAGAAGCUAUAGAGACGAUUGUGGCGGCCAUGAAUACGCUCACACCUCCUUGCCAGUUAGCCUGUCCUGAGAACCAGUCUCGGAUUGAUUAUGUCCUGAACCUAGUAAACCAGAAGGAUUUUGAUUUUCCUACAGAGUUUUAUGACCACGCAAAGAUCCUCUGGCAAGACGAAGGUGUGCGGGCAUGCUGGGAAAGGUCCAACGAAUAUCAACUCAUCGACUGCGCACAAUACUUCCUAGACCGGAUUGAUGUGGUCAGGCAGAACGACUACACACCCACUGAUCAGGACCUGCUAAGAUGCAGAGUACUGACAUCUGGGAUCUUCGAGACAAGAUUUCAAAUAGACAAAGUUAAUUUCCAUAUGUUCGACGUUGGAGGUCAGAGGGAUGAACGGCGAAAGUGGAUCCAGUGUUUUAAUGAUGUGACAGCUAUCAUCUUUGUGGUGGCGAGUAGCAGCUACAACAUGGUGAUCAGAGAAGAUAAUCAGACUAACAGACUACAGGAAGCCCUCAAUCUUUUCAAGAACAUUUGGAACAACAGGUGGCUACGGACCAUUUCUGUAAUCCUCUUCCUGAACAAACAGGACCUGCUUGCUGAGAAGGUUUUGGCAGGAAAAUCUAAAAUUGAGGAGUAUUUCCCAGAGUUUGCACGCUACACUACGCCUGAUGAUGCAAUACCGGAGCCAGGUGAAGAUCCCCGUGUUACCAGGGCAAAGUACUUCAUACGGGAUGAAUUUCUGGUGUGUACAAAAGUCAAAGAGAGGAUCAGCACAGCCAGCGGAGACGGGCGGCAUUACUGUUAUCCCCACUUCACCUGUGCGGUCGACACAGAAAACAUCCGCCGCGUCUUCAAUGACUGUCGCGACAUCAUACAGAGGAUGCACCUACGGCAGUACGAGCUCUUGUGAUUGGCAGCGGCGUCCAAUCCUACUUAACUACCUAUCAUCAUACCUAGCUAAACACCCCUCCCGACCAGUUAGCCAAUCCACUCAUCCACUUCCACCAACUUCACCUAACAUCUGAGCAAGCAACUGAGCGCCUUGCCCUGCCCUCCACUCCGAUACAGCUUCUCCCGAUAAAGACAACUGCAGAAAAGCUGAACAGCGGAAAGACUCUUUUCAAAACAAAGGAAACGUUGUUACAGAUACACCACAUCAUCAACUAUCAGCCUGGACUGACUGCUGUACUCAGCCACACUUUGACCCAGGAAAGAGGGUCAGGACUGGAAUCCCUGAGUGUAGGCGAACUCUCCUUUUAGCGCUCUCUCAGUUAAAUGAACACACAUGCUCACAGGUACACAAACACACACAGAUAUGAGAGACGACUUCAGAUAGGCUUUAAUACCGCAGUAAGACGCAUACACUCUCACAGAGCCUUUCAAAAGUCAAGUCCUACUGCUUUCCAAAGUCGGCAGAGGCUAAAUUGAAUAAUGCCUUCUGAGAGGGACGAGUUUAUUCACCUAGUGCUGAACACGAAGGAAGAGAACGGCGGACGGCGAGGGUGGCAAAAUGAUACAGAGGAGGGCUGUUUUGUGCCCAGGGAUGGACAGAUGGACUAAUUGACUAAUGGCUGCCUGCGGGCGUGAGCGUGACUCUAACAGAAGACCACACGGCUCUUCAAGAAUCCAACCAAGGAGGGAUGCAGAAAACGACAACAACAACAGAAAAAAAGAAAAAUAAAUAAACAAGAUGAAUAUCAUACAA